Messenger RNA from Acanthosepion pharaonis, 1134 nucleotides. NCBI's taxonomy places the organism in Eukaryota, Metazoa, Mollusca, Cephalopoda, Sepiida, Sepiidae. The record is from the annotation of a GenBank genome assembly.
AUGAUAUUCCUUUUUUCCACAAUUCGUAUAGCAGCUAUCUUCUCAAGGAGAGAUGAUCUUCCUGUUUCCUCAAUUCGUAUAGCAGCUAUCUUCUCAGGGAGUGAUGAUAUUCCUGUUUCCUCAAUUUGUAUAGCAGCUAUCUUCUUACAGCUAUCUUGUCAGGGAGAGAUGACAUUCCUUUUUUCCUCAAUUCGUAUAGCAGCUAUCUUCUCAGGGAGAGAUGAUCUUCCUAUUUCCUCAAUUCGUAUAGCAGCUAUCUUCUCUGGGAGUGAUGAUAUUCUUGUUUCCUCAAUUUGUAUAGCAUCUAUCUUCUUAGGGAGUGAUGAUAUUCCUCAGCUAUCUUCUCUGGGAGAGAUGAUAUUCCUGUUUCCUCAAUUUCGUGUAGCAGCUAUCUUCUCCGGGAGAGAUGAUCUUCCUGUUUUCUCAAUUCGUAUAGCAGCUAUCUCCUCCGGAAGAGACGAUAUUCCUGUUUUCUCAAUUCGUAUAGCAGCUAUCUUCUCCGGGAGAGAUGAUAUUCCUCUUUUCUCAAUUCGUAUAGCAGCUAUCUUCUCCGGGAGAGAUGAUAUUCCUCUUUUCUCAAUUCGUAUAUCAGCUAUCUUCUCCGGGAGAGAUGAUAUUCCUCUUUUCUCAAUUCGUAUAGCAGCUAUCUUCUCCGGGAGAGAUGAUAUUCCUGUUUUCUCAAUUCGUAUAGCAGCUAUCUUCUCUGGGAGAGAUGAUCUUCCUGUUUCCUCAAUUUCGUGUAGCAGUUAUCUUUUCUCAAGGAGAGAGAUGAUAUUCCUCUUUCCACAAUUCCAGCUAUCUUCUCAGGGAGAGAUAUUCCUUUUUUCCACAAUUCGUAUAGCAGCUAUCUUCUCAAGGAGAGAUGAUCUUCCUGUUUCCUCAAUUCGUAUAGCAGCUAUCUUCUCAGGGAGUGAUGAUAUUCCUGUUUCCUCAAUUUGUAUAGCAGCUAUCUUCUUACAGCUAUCUUCUCAGGGAGAGAUGAUAUUCCUUUUUUCCUCAAUUCGUAUAGCAGCUAUCUUCUCAGGGAGAGAUGAUCUUCCUGUCUCCUCAAUUCGUAUAGCAGCUCUCUUCUCAGGGAGUGAUGAUAUUUCUGUUUCCUCAAUUCGUAUAGCAGCUAUCUUCUCCGGGAGAUGA